Molecule: messenger RNA, 3787 nt
Organism: Xylaria bambusicola
Lineage: Eukaryota; Fungi; Ascomycota; Sordariomycetes; Xylariales; Xylariaceae
Exons: 2
Coding region: 732-3455 (907 amino acids)
Biological process (GO): regulation of mRNA 3'-end processing; DNA-templated transcription; transcription elongation by RNA polymerase I
Cellular component (GO): nucleus
Molecular function (GO): RNA polymerase II transcription regulatory region sequence-specific DNA binding
Source: RefSeq, a predicted model, not a curated record
UUACCAUACCUCACCUCCCCCGACCGCCGACCUGGCGAGAUGAAUCCUCUCUCUCCACCACCUCUCCACGGCCUCGACAGAUUGCAGCUUUACUACAGCCUUGGAUCUCAACCUAGGACCGCUGAGAUACCGGCUGUUCUGUUUCCGUUGUGUCCGACAUUAUCUCUAUUCGCCAUCUAUCCCACUCAUCCCUUCGCACUCACCCCGCCCGCGACAAAAAAAACCGCCAUUCACAAGUGCUGCUAGCACGCGACAUGUUGUGAAGUCUCCGUAUUAUUAUUCUCAAUUCCCAUUUUCGCGUCGAGCCACCUCAAGUCGCACGUCGCCUUCUUUACGCCGGCGCCCACUCAAGCUUUACUGCGCCAGUGCGGGAGUUUCAACGUAGCCACAACAACAACAGUGUCCCCGCCGCACCAGGAGUAGGAAUUCACCAGGCUGGGAUUUUUGCGUGGGAAAACCUUGAUUAAGACGUACCUUAGUUGAUGAUCUGUGGUCCUCUAUCGCCUCUCUCAUCCUGCUGCAGCUCCAGCGUUGCGCCAAACUGUAGUCCAAGCGGGCAUUGUAGAAGACAUGAGUGUUUGAAUUCCUGAUUGCCAGGUACCAACUGAACCCGUCGCAUUCUCCCGUAGCCAACACAGCUGUGCCGCACGACUCUCGCGCAGCUCGUCAAUACUUAGGUAGUUUACACACAUUAGUUGUGCUCAACGCGUUAAACUUCAUUGUCUAUCACCAUGUCCGGCGAAGCAGAACCCCGGCGAUCGGUGCGUGCGACCAAGGGCCAGCAUACCAAAGCCUUCGAUCAACUUGAGAACGGACCAGAACCGAAACGACGCCAGACCAAGAAAAAUACUAAGAAGGCCGCAGAAAAGGAAGACAAGCACGAGGAGGACGAAGAGAUCAUCCGCUGUAUCUGCGGCGCAACUACACAGGAUGAUGACGACGCGAACGAGCCUUGGAUCGCCUGUGACAAGUGUGGUGCUUGGCAGCAUAAUGUUUGUGUUGGCAUGAGUGUAUUCACAGAAGACUUGACUAAGGAUUACUUCUGUGAACAAUGUGCCCCCCAAGAUCACAAAGAAACCUUGGAGGCUAUUGAGAGAGGGGAAAAGCCGUGGGAAGACCGACGACAAAAGUACGAAGAUGAGAAGAAGAAGAAGAAGGGUGGAAAGAAGGGCAAGGGGAAGCGUGCUAGUGAUCACAAGGAACGAGCAUCGCCCAGUGCCGCAAGCGCCAAACCAAAGCCAUCCCCGACGCCAGAUGUAAAAAAGGAGGAGCCUGCCCAAGAGCCUCCACAAAAAGGGAAGCGCAAAUCGCGAGACCAUUCUCAAGGCCCUGCUACGAAGCAAAGGAAGGUUGCAGAAGCUCAGUCCGCUCCGAUAUACCCCAGUUAUUCGCCUCCAAAGGAUCUCCUAGAGUCAAUCUCAAAAUUUGAGGGUACGAGGAAGCAGGCUGCAGUAGCUAUACAAAAAUCACUUGAUACUGCUAUCGACCAAGCCGAAAAGAAGAAACUAUUUACUCUUCCAGAUGGUAGCACGAAGAAGCCCUUCUCUGAGCGCUUAGCAAUUGAGAUUGAACGCGCAUUUCAUGAUACCCACCCAAACACUUCUCAGAAUGCUGCGCAGCUCAGAACUUUGAUGUUUAGCUUGAAGAAUAACAUCGAACUUGCAGUUCGAGUUUUGAACCGUAGCCUCCCACCUCCCUCAUUUGUGGUUAUGACUGGGGAGGAGUUGGCAACGAAGGAACUCCAACGUGAAAAUGCAGAGAUGAAAGCCCGGGCUGAUAAGCAAUCCAUUCUCAUCACUGAUGAUGCACCCCGUGUACGACGCACGCAUAAAGGGGAAGAAGUGGUAGAAGCAGAGAGCUUUUCGGCGCCCAUAGAGGAAGCUCCGUCGCAACUCCGACAACAGGGGAUCCGGGAGGCUGCUGAAGCGGUGGGUGCGGGCGCAGGUGCAGCUGCAGGCGUAGGUGCAGAUGUAAAUGCAAAGGCUGUCGCAGACGCGGGUGCGGCAGCAAGCACCAGUGCCGGUGCUAGCGUAGACACCCCGGGCGCCGAUGGCGAAAAGUCAACGUCGUCGCGUCGAACCUCAUCGGGGCCGUUGCGGAUCAACACGCAAACUUCACAAUCGCCCAAGCCGUCCGACUUCGAUCUCGGCAAGGUUUUCUCUAGUGUACGAUCUCCCUCUGCUCCGCAUCAGCGACGAUCUUCCACGCAGGUUCGCUCAGCCGGUCCCGGGGAUGACCCCGAUGUUGACCGACUACUUCAGGACGAUGGUACUGAGUCCCCUCCAUAUUCACCCACCGAGGAUAUUGAUCCGGACGUGAUCUGGCGUGGGCCUUUAACUAUGACCAGUGUAGCGGAUAUCACCACCAUCGCCAAGUUUGUUGGAGGCGCGGACCUCAGCAAAGUAAGGGGUAUUGCCUGGAAGGAUCUGAUACCGCCUCUGCUUAGUGUUUGUGGCCGGAUACCAGAAGAGAAGGCAAUACCGUACCUUUGUGGUCUGCGAUAUAAUAACCAGAUUGACUUGGUCAUCACUAGUCUCUCUCCAGCGCAACCCAACAAUGAGGCCGAUCGCAAGCAAUUCUUCUCUGUCGUAGACUAUUUCACGACCAAGAAGCGUUAUGGCGUAGUUGGCGAGCGCAAGCUUGGCAAUGUGCGGGAUACAUACCUCGUGCCCGUAUCCGAGGGUGACGGGCCGAUUCCAGAGCCGAUGCAAAAUAUAGGUGACCAUUUGAUCCCUCGAGUGCGAACAGAGCCCAUGCUACUUAUGAUCUUCGUUGUCCGAGACGAAAAACGAACCCCGAUACCAGCUGAUCAGUCACGAUCCGAUACACAGCAAACCCAAUCCAGCAGUAGCACUCCAUCCCAAGCAACGCCUGUGCCACCACCUAGGCAUCCAUCCAUGUCUGGUCCUGCCUGGUCCCCUGCCACGCCCCAGGCUCCAUCUGGCAACUCGAGUCUACCACCUCAGCAAUACAGUCAAACACCGAUACCACCGCCGAAAAUCCCGGGACAGCCGAUGCCUCCCGCUCCUCCCGUUCAACCACCACGCACUGCGCUACCCGCUCCAGCAACUCAAUCAAGUGCUCCUCCGCCUCCCGCUUUCAAUCAAGAUCCUAAUGUUAGUGCCAUGAGAGCAGCACAAGCGGAAGGCGAGAUGAAAGCCCGGCAGGUACUUGGUCCGCUUUUUGGUAGCUCCACUGUUACGUUCCUUCUGCCCCACGCUGCUAGGAUGAAGGAAGGCGAAUGGAACGCUGUUCGACGGUGUCUCGAGCGAGACCCCCGGUCUCGUGAUGACCUUCAACUCCUGAGCAAGCUCUUGACUGAAGAGGGCAAUGCCAGGAAGAACGCGUCUUCACCUCAAACCAACACUCCCUCACCUGGAGUUGUGCAGACAACACUUGCCGCUGCCGCCGUUCCUGGUCCAGAGGCUGCGCCGCAUCCCCAACUAAAAGGCUAGGGCUAAUGUAUUCAUGUAGCUGGUAUGUCCUAGUAAAUGAGGUGUCAUCUUGCACCGACUAUGUAUGAUAUUGCGGAAAGCGUUGGCUGGGAUUUUGGUGACGGGUUCAAAUGCCCGAGAUAUAUAUUAGUUGAAUCAAACCAUCGGACGUUGUAUUUAACGAUCCUAGCUACUAUUGUCCUGCCCAUCUUAUAAAGCAAUCCCGAGGCAUAUUUGCGGACAUUACGUUAUGCCGCAAGUUUUUUAUGUACUGCAUAUCUCGGCAUACGACCCAUCCAACUGUUAUAGGUGCGCAGAUAAUAUUUCAAUCAAGGCAUUUCACGACAUAUUUA